AUGAGUUUCGAUACCUACAGUAUAUGCGAGGACGUGCCUGGAGCAUUGCCGCGAACGCAUCCCACAAUUGUUGCGACAAUCACGUCGCCGGCCAGCCCUACCUCUACGAUAAGGCCAACCACAGUUGUCGCAACAGAGCCAGAGACCACGGCAACUAGUCCGACUACACACCUAACUUCAACAAAAUCAGUCCACACCUCCACGACACUAACGACAUUUCAGAGCCCCACACCAACCACGCAGAGUACACAAGAUCCUAGUACAGAGACCGACAAACCCACAUCGACGGAGAGUGACUCCUCACCUAGCGCAACAUCCAGCGAAGAUCCAGCCGAGCCGGGACAAGGCAGCAAACUCAACUCUGGCGCGGUUAUCGGCGUCUCCGUUGCUUCUGGUAUCGCGGGCUUUUUCAUUCUCGGUGUCAUAAUCUUCUUUUGUUGCAGAAAAGCCAGGCGCAAGGCACAAGAUCGAGAGUUCUUUGAGAUUGGAGGGCACAUGACAGAGCCUCCGGAUUUCAGCUUUCCUCCGAAACGACCCCCAAUGGGGCCUCGACCCUCGCCUGCAAAGGUUUUCGGUCCUGACUCCGAGAGCAUCAGGCUUGUAUCGCCGGAAGAGGCAGAAUAUCAACACCCGUCUCAAUAUCCAGCAGUCGUCAUCACCCGACCAGAUGAGGACUAUAACUACGGCCGUAUGUCUGAGAACAACACAGGCCGGGUGGGCUUUCAAUCUUCUUCCAACCUCGAUUUCGAUGCAGAGUCUACGGCCUCGUCGAGGACGGUUUCUGAUUUGCUUCCGGACAAGCCAACAUACGAGCUCUACCCGCGACCCUUAAGGUGGAGUCAACACAAGAAGUUCAGAUCAUCCAGCGGCGCAACACUAUUCGAAGAGCACUCGAGGGGGCCAAGGCCCCUCCCUCACCCCCCAGUCCAGCAAUCUAGCUUCACACCCACGAAUACGCGGGGGCAGAAUAGUCAUCCGUUGGCAGGUCUACCUGCGAACCCACGUGCAAUGAUGUAUGGGUUUGCAGGCCCAGGUCAAACCCCUCCGAUGAGGGGAUUGAAGCAUGAAAAGAGACCUAUUGGCUCAAAUUCCAAAGAGAAAGCCCUGCCCGCUGUCAAAGGGGCCUCCCCAUACCCGUCCGGUCAUAGUCCGAUAGAUUAUGACGACGACCUUGACAAUUACUGGAAAAACUCCGACGCUGGUUUCGUCGGAGCGAAAGUUAUCCAACCGCAACCCCAGCCUCAUUCCUACAGUAUACCUCGCGGCACCGGGACGAAUCGGAACUCAGUCGGUGAUUAUCUCGGGUAUGAGUUCGAGUUCGGGUUUGGCGAAAGCAGCUCCAGCUCAGGGUCCCGUCGAGCAUCACGGUACUCUGGGGGUUUUCGUCCACUUACACCUGUCACGGAAAUAAGAACACCGAUGGGUGAAUUGCAGAACCCCAUGGGCGAGAGCUCAAAUCACCAGCGUGGGACCUCGAAAACCCCAUCUGUUACCUCAAAGACGGCAAGAAAUUUACCAACUUCAGGGACAUCAGGCACAGGCCCAGGAGGCCCACCUCAUCCACCGCAGCCCCCACAAGAGAUCGUGUCUCGCCCCCGGAUCGUCCGACAAGAUGACAUCAAGCGCGUGCAAAUACAUCGCGGCAAACCGUUGCCACCACCGAAGGACAGCGAGGUGACUGUUCCCUAUGGUCCCGACGACUUUUGGUAUGAACCGGGAGCCGAGCCCUCCUCUUCCUCUGCAUACCGUCUACCCGUGCCUAAAAAUGCCGUCGAGUACAGGCAUCUCUCAAAAGGGAUGUUAGGAGGAAUGCCGAAGAAGAAGCCGUCACCUCUCGAGCGGAAUCUGACGCCAUCGCGGAGAGGCGCAGACUUGAUCCUUCAGGUGGAGUGA
This is a messenger RNA of Aspergillus mulundensis, 1893 nucleotides long. RefSeq lists its product as uncharacterized. Lineage: Eukaryota; Fungi; Ascomycota; Eurotiomycetes; Eurotiales; Aspergillaceae. The coding region runs from base 1 to 1893 and encodes 630 amino acids. The record is from RefSeq and is a predicted model, not a curated record. The transcript has a single exon.